AUGUCUUUUCAGGUACCGAUUGGAGUUUGUAAAGCCACCAUCCCUGGUCUAGGGACAGUGGACGGGUUGGAGUAUGCCAAUGGCGUACAGCAAUUCUGUGGUAUUCCUUACGCGCAUCUCUCCAAGCGCUGGUCACGGUCGACACUGAGAACAACUUGGGAGAGAGAUCAUCACGAUGGAACAAGAUUGGGCAACGAUUGUCCAAGCCCCAUUGUCGAUGGAGAUGAUUCCGAUGACCUGGUACCUGUUCCGCCGGCAGCGCACUUCUCUCAUCCCCGAUCCGUAGACGAACAGUCUGCUCUCGUAAUGAACAUUGUGAUUCCGCAUUCAUUCAAGGCAGACGGCGAAGACGUUCCGGUAUUCGUCUACGUCCAUGGCGGAUCCUUAUUGUAUGGGGGCGCAAAUCUCCCAAUUUUCGACGCGGUGAACCUAGUUUCCCAAAGCAUCGCCAUUGGUUUGCCAAUCAUCUGCAUUAACUUUAACUAUCGUGUCGGUAUUGGUGGUUUCCUGGCCGGGAAAGCCAUCGCUACCGAACUCGAGAGCGACGGAUAUGCUGGCAGCGGGAAUUUUGGCUUCACGGACCAACAAGUCGCUUUUGACUGGGUGCAGCAAUACAUCAAAUUCCUUGGAGGUGAUCCACAGAAUGUGACUGCCGUUGGUGAGUCUGCUGGUGGCAUCUCAAUCAGCAACCAAUUGCUCGCAGCGAGCCCGCCAGUGUUUCGUCGGGCUAUAUGCAUGUCUGGCCUAUCUUCCGCCAUUCCGGCAUGGACGAUAGAGCAACAUGAUUGCUUGUUCGAGGCUGUUUGUCAUUAUUUUGAUAUUAAUCCUUCUGCACCGAGCGCCUUGGAUCAGCUUCGUGCGAUUCCGCAACAGGAGCUUGCAAAUGCAACCCCGGCUAUUCAAGGUGUUCCCUCGGGCACGGGAAAUCCAUGCCUAGACGGGUGGUUUUAUCGCUCUGGUGUCAACCCUCUAGGGGUAAAUGCCCCACCAUCAUGGCUGAAAGGGUAUAUGUUCGGCGAUACCUAUCAUGAGGGUGUCAUAUUUCACUUGAACCUACUCGAGGACGACUACCAUUCUGUCCGCCGGGUACUUCAAGCUCAUAUCAGCGAUGAGGCUCGUACAGAUCAGAUUUUGGAAGCGUAUGGUAUCACCGCUGAUUCUCCGCAAGAAGAGUUUCUCACUCGCGUGGAGCACAUGUGCGGUGAUGCUAUUUUCAAGAUCCCCAAUUAUGUACUUGCUCAGACAGCGAAAGAGUCGUCGUUUCUCUAUCACUUUGAUCAGCGGUCACGUCUUCAAAAUGCUUUUGAAGGCACGGCGUAUCAUGCACACGAGCUGCUAUAUCUUUUUAUGAACUUGGAAAAUGAGUUCAAUGAAGAGGAAAAGCAAAUGGCUCGUGAAUUUUCUUCUGCUUGGAUUCGAUUCGCAAAUGGACUUGCACCAUGGAAUGUGGAGAGCGAGGACCGUGAAUGGAUGGUUUGGGGACCAGCUAGCAAGGUGGAGUUGAAGAACGAGACUCAGGAUCAAGAGACACGUGAUUAUAAACGCAUAAAUAUGGUAUUGCUGUUGGAUGAAGGAAGACUUUGUGAAAAAUGGCUGGCUGGAGUGGAUGCGUUGGUCAAUCGGCGAUGGAAGCUAUUUGGUGAAGCCUAA
Penicillium longicatenatum is the source of this 1650-nucleotide messenger RNA. RefSeq lists its product as uncharacterized. NCBI's taxonomy places the organism in Eukaryota, Fungi, Ascomycota, Eurotiomycetes, Eurotiales, Aspergillaceae. The record is from RefSeq and is a predicted model, not a curated record. Bases 1 to 1650 code for a protein of 549 amino acids. The transcript is spliced from 2 exons.